Gopherus flavomarginatus (Mexican gopher tortoise) is the source of this 2283-nucleotide messenger RNA. It is a transcript of the gene SLC2A8, whose product is annotated as solute carrier family 2 member 8. Gene Ontology annotation, cellular component: membrane. The record is from RefSeq and is a predicted model, not a curated record. Bases 381 to 1886 code for a protein of 501 amino acids. Gene Ontology annotation, molecular function: transmembrane transporter activity. The transcript is spliced from 10 exons. Lineage: Eukaryota; Metazoa; Chordata; Testudines; Testudinidae. Gene Ontology annotation, biological process: transmembrane transport.
CACUCUGUUCCCUCAGUAUCUGGAGCCUCAACUGUGUGCGCGGUAGCAGGUUCCCCUCUGACGGAUCGGGGGCAGGGGGUGCUAUCCGCAUAGUCCUGCAGCUGCUGCCCCCUCCCUGGGUGUUGCAUACGGGGAGAGCUGGGCUGGUGCCCAUCGCUGCAGAGUGAAUAGCGCCCCCCCACCCCUGUGAAUGGGGCACCUGUUCCUGCGCUCCUGAGCUCUGGGUUCUCCCUCCCCUCCCUAGCCCUACAGAGAGGGGCUUGUAACUCGCCACACCUACCAUAGUUUAGUGACUUUUCUAUUGUUGCUUGUCCCUUUAUCUCACUAGGCUGAGGCCAGGCUCACCAGACUGCCAUUGCCAGGACAGCGCUACUUUCGAGAUGACUGCUGAGGAAUCCCAACCCUUGUUGAGCUCCAGGAAGCCAAGUGAGCAAUGGCUGCUGCCUGCUGAGAGCGUCCCUGUCCUGGAUGUCUACCUGAGCAAAGUCCAGAACAGAAAGCUGUAUCUGGCCACCUUUGCUGCUCUCUUGGGACCCCUCAGCUUUGGAUUUGUCCUAGGUUACAGUUCACCAGCUAUUCCCGAUCUGAAGAAAAUUAGUGACCCUAAAUUAAGAUUAGACACCAACGAAGCAUCAUGGUUUGGGUCUGUAGUAACAUUAGGAGCUGCUGCUGGAGGAAUACUGGGAGGCUGUAUGGUGGAUAAAGUUGGGAGGAAGCUGAGUUUGAUGCUGUGCUCAAUACCAUAUGUCUCUGGGUUUACAAUUAUCAUAUCUGCCCAGAAUGUCUGGAUGCUUUACAUUGGACGAAUAUUGACUGGGUUAGCCAGUGGCAUUACUUCACUUGUUGUUCCAGUGUAUAUUUCUGAAAUAUCCCACUCAAAAAUUCGAGGAACACUUGGCUCAUCUGUUCAGCUGAUGGUGGUGACUGGUAUACUAGGAGCUUAUGUUGCAGGAAUGGCACUCAGAUGGCGCUGGCUGGCUGUGCUAUGUUCUUUCCCACCUUGCAUAAUGCUCGUGUUCAUGUCCUUCAUGCCUGAAACACCUAGGUUCCUGCUGAACCAGAAAAAACGCACUGAAGCUAUGGCUGCUUUACAGUUUCUGCGGGGAUCAGAAGUGGACUAUGAAUGGGAAUGCAGGCAGAUUGAAACCCAUGCUGAGGAGCAGCACAGACUAAGUGUUGCUGAAUUUAAGAAUCCAUCUAUCUACAAGCCAUUUCUUAUUGGUGUUGCACUGAUGUUCUUCCAGCAAGUAACAGGGAUUAAUGCAAUUAUGUUUUAUGCAGAAACUAUCUUUGAAGAAGCUAAUUUCAAGGACAGCAGAAUGGCCUCUGUUGUUGUGGGUUCCGUACAAGUGUUUUUCACAGCUGUGGCUGCACUUAUUAUAGAUAAAACUGGGCGAAAAGUACUGCUUUCUCUUUCAGGGGUCAUUAUGGCUAUCAGCACUGCAGCAUUUGGGCUGUACUGUAAAGUGAUCCUUCCAAACCCUCAGAAUUCAUCACAAUCUGACUUAUUGACUACACUAAAUUCAGCAUCUGUAGGAGCAGAAAACAAUCUAGCAUGGUUGGCUGUAGUGAGCUUGGGGCUGUUCAUCACUGGUUUUGCCCUUGGCUGGGGUCCCAUUCCGUGGCUGGUGAUGUCUGAAAUAUUCCCACUUAAAGCUAGAGGGAUAUCCAGCGGUGCCUGUGUCUUAACAAACUGGUUUAUGGCUUUUUUAAUAACCAAGGAAUUUCAUGAUCUUACAGGCUUCCUGACGUCCUAUGGCACUUUCUGGCUUUUCUCUGUCUUCUGUAUUCUAAAUGUAAUUUUUACUGUCCUGUAUGUGCCUGAAACAAAAGGAAGGACAUUGGAACAAAUAGAGGCUCACUUCCGAAGAUCACCUGCACCCUGAGGAGGUUUACCCUGUAGGAAAGUUUCCUAUUAGGUUACUGUUAGUGUUAUUGCCUAAACUUUUCCAAGAAACAUCCUCUGGGUUAGUAGGCUGCACGUGAAUUCAUGAUGUGGUUAAACAUGGUUUAAAUCAAUUUCUAAUCAAUUUUUUGUUAACUUUGGCAAAAAUCUGAAUUGCACUGUGGAGAACCAAAACAUUUUUCUCAUAUGCAUGUAUGCAUUCAGCUUCUUUCAGGUUUACAAAGCAGCAGGUUGUGCCAAUUCACUGUGAUACAUGAGUUCUCUCCUUUUCCCAGGCCUUGGCGCUUCAUUUAGGCUGUCACUGUUUUUCUCUUUCCAAUAUUCCCUUUACCUACUUUAGAUUAGUUAUGAAGGCUGAAUAACUGCUUUUACUGGAU